AUGGCGAAUAUCAAAGCAGUAGAGGGCAAUGCUGAGGACCGCCAGCGCAUCAGCACAGUCUAUACCCGCGCCUUCGCUCACGAUCCAGUGAUAGAAUACAUGCUAGGCAUGACGCCCGAGAAAAAAUCUGCCUAUCUACCCAAAUACUUCGACUAUUUAACGGUCGCGGCGUCGUUGAACAAAGGGUUAUUCUUCGAGGCCAACGACUGGAGUUCCUGCGCGGUGUGCAUGCCUCCACAGCAGAAGAUCGAUAGUCCGCGGACGCUGAUCCCCUCGGGGCUCAUUUGGAUGACUCUCGACGUUGGGAUUGCGUCGAGUUGGCGCAUGAUAUCUGAAUUUCCGAGCGCGGUUGGGCCAGCAAAGAAGAAGGGACUGGGGAAUCAGAAGGACUUCUACUAUCUCUUCUUCAUCGCCACCGAUCCGGAUCAUCAAGGUCAAGGCCUCGCAUCUGCCAUAAUCCGAGUGCUGCAAGAGCGCGCUGGAAAGGAAGGCCUACCGAUUUGGCUCGAGGCCACCACGACGAAAUCACGCGACACCUACCAGAGACUGGGGUUCAAAGAAGUGGAAGAGGUCAGAGCUGGGAAGGGUAAGGUGAACGCCGACGGAAUUCGUGAAAAAGACGGGAAGGGCGUUCCGUUGUGGGCAAUGAUUUGGUGGCCAGAAUCCAAGGCUUGA
Molecule: messenger RNA, 675 nt
Organism: Eremomyces bilateralis CBS 781.70
Lineage: Eukaryota; Fungi; Ascomycota; Dothideomycetes; Eremomycetales; Eremomycetaceae
Exons: 4
Coding region: 1-675 (224 amino acids)
Molecular function (GO): acyltransferase activity, transferring groups other than amino-acyl groups
Source: RefSeq, a predicted model, not a curated record